GAAACCAUUGUGUUUAUUAGUGGCGACAUCCUCUUUUUUUUCCUGAGCUCUGCUAUGGUUUCCAUUCACUCUGCAGCCAUUUAUUCUAAGAAGUGUCUCAGUUUGAUCUCCUUUUCUUGAACUAUGUGUGCUGCACACGUCGGUUAAAGCGUCUAAGCGAUAUAUAAUCUUCAAUGUUGUCUCUAAUCCCGGACAUUAUUCUGGCGGGCUUCAGUGUUAGCUUGUUGCCCUGUUAGCUUCAGCGAUGACCGAGUUUUUCUUUUCGCGUAUUUCGGCUGUUUGUUGAACCGAAGAUCUUAAAAAUGACGAGUGAGAAAAGUGACACCAACGAGGGGGACACCAGCCCUAAAUCGGAGACAAACGAGCACGACUAUGCCCACGCCGUGGCAGGUAACCCCUCCUCCUCCUCCGUCAUACACACACAGGUGAGCUUUACCACACCGGCCGAGCCUCCGGAGCAGUCGACCCUGCAGGUUGAGCUUCCGGAGCCGGCUGUGGGUGCGGAGGUGGACUGCCUCGGUGGACACGAUGCGGACGCGUCCUCUCAGCAAGAGACAACCGGAGACCCCCAAAGGUCGGCUGCGUCACACCUGUCCGGUUCCGCCGCGGUGUCUCGAACAACAGGCGCCCGCCGUCGAAACCCCGUGCGGCGGCCGGAGGACAGAAACUGCGGCAGCUGCAGGUGUGAGUUCGAGCGGCAGGGCCGGAGCUUCAACCGGAGAGCGGUGUACACCUUCACCACCCCGGAGACCGUGCACUGGGUCUUCCCGGAGACCACCGUGCACGACAAGUCCUUCCUGUGUGAGACCUGCGCGCAGGUCAUCAGGAGCAAAUGCAAGCGCAAACAGAGCACGAAGAGGUCCCUGUGGCUGAAACCUCCUGUCACUCAACAGUCAAAACUGAAAGACAAGAGGAAGAAUGACCGCAGGAUGGGGAAGAAGAGCAAAGCAGCCCUGCUGGUGAGCAAGUCCUGCUACAAGGCCGCUUUAAAAAUGCUCUGGUCUGCCAAAGGAGCCCGCAAGCCCAUGAUGGAGUUCUGGAGAAAACAGCUGAAGGAGGAGAUGAAGGCACUGACACGACAUACUGACAGUCCUUUCCAGGAGAAGGUGUCGAGCAAGAAGCCGCUGUCCUCCUUCCCCUGGCGUCGCUGUCUGGACUGGGCCCAGGAGAAAGCUCCACUUGUCUCCACCUGCCUCACCUCGCUGUUUCCCGACAUCAACGCCCUCUCCAAGAGCGGACAUCAGCUGUCGGAGGAGCAGGCUCAGACGCUGCUGGAGCGCCGGACCGUGGUGGCACUUUCCAUCCCGCUCUUUACCAGGAACGUCUGGAAGAACAACUUCCUGCAAGCGGCUCUGGGGGCUGAGCUGCGCCUGCAGGGCUGCACUAGCUCCGCCCUCGAGGCCCUCAACACCAUGGGCCUGUGUCAGAACAAAGACACCGUCAGGCUACUUCUGCAUCGGCUCCGAAACAGCAAGAAGAGUUCACAGAACGGAGGACAGAGAAUGAAGAUGCAGAUUAAAGGAGAACAGAUGGCAGAUGUGGUGGAAGAGGAUAUAGAGGAGGAUGAAGAAGAAGAAGAAGAAGAGGAGGAUGAGGAAGAAGAAGACGACGAGGAUGAGGAAGAAGAGGAAGAAGAAGAGCAGGAAAUUGAGAUGGCAGUAGAGGAAGAAGUGGAAGAGGCUGAGGUGCAGGACGAUGUGCCAAUGGAGGAAGACGAGGAUCAAGCAGCAGCAGCAGAGGAGGAGAAGAAGAGGAAGCGUAAGAAGGCGAAGAAGCAAAAGAAGGAGGAGAAGAGGAAGGAGAGAGGAAAACGCAAGGUGAAGGAGCGAGAGGAGGCGGAGCAGCAGGAGGAGGAGGACGAUGAAGGGUCGGAGCAGAAGAAGAGGAGGGUGGUGGUGGUGAGGCUCGGCCUGCUGAAGGGACACUCGGAGGUUGGACGAUCCGACCUGUCAGCUCCCUGAGACUCUGUGAAGUCGGCACCGGGAACUCAACGUGCCCCAUCACAGUCAGAAACGAGACUGAGGCCACGUCUUCUUUUUUCCUGGAGACUGUUCAAAGGCAUUCUGGGAGUUGAAGGAGGUUAGUCAUUGUUGAGGGAAACUAAAAAAAGCUUUAAGUUUUCAUUUUUUUGAUCUUAUGUUAAUGUGAGCCAUGUGAGGUGAUCUAAAGGACUCAGAAACAUUUCUCCUUUGAACAAACAAUAAAACAGCAACAGAUUAUUGAUCAUGAUUAUCUGCAUCCUUUUUUCCCCCUGAUGGUAAAAUGUUUCAGGUUUGCUGAUCGUGCCGACGUCUUCUUUUGUUCCACCUUUGAUACAUGAUGGUAGCAGCGCCUUCACUAUGUUUCUCUUUACAGACCGCUUAGUUUUUUAGAAAUUUGACUAGAAACAAACUUAAUUUAAAAAUCCGAGAGGUUGUUUUGGCAAAACGAAUGGGAAACUAGCGGUGGGGAGUUAUGAUGACGCACAAGAAGCAAUCCUAAAGACCUGUGCUGUAAAACAUUUCAUUUAUUUAUGAGUUGAUUUAACCUGUAAGAUGGAAACUUCUCUACUGAAACCAAUAAAUAAAACAACCACACACAUCACAUGACACAUCUAUAAAUUCCAUUUUUAAUUCUCUUUAAAUUUACUACAAAAAAACUCAUUUUCAAAUCCUGAGAAGACUUCUGGACGGAGCUACGUAAAUGUGAUCCAGCGACGGGGAGGUGAGAUGAAUUACGGGCUUUUUGACAAUUUCUUCAACUCCUCCCCCUCGCACAAUAAAUACAUAAAAACGUGCUGAUUUUUAGUUUAACUCCACACAUGCUCUUAAACUUUGGUGUAGUGACCUCAUAAGCCACCAGGGUAAAAAACAACAACCAAAACAAUCUGAUCUUUUAAAGAUGUUUUUAGGGAUAAUAAUGAAACAUGCACUGAUGUCUGUAUCUGCUGUUUAUCUGUUGUGUCGCAUCAACUUCACUGAUAAACCGGACAGUUGACUCGGAGAAGAGGUUCUUUAUGGGGCAGAAGAAGUCACCUGUUGGACAAACUGAUUGGUUUUUCAUGAUCAGUGUGGAAGUCGUACAGCGUCUCUGAGAAAAGAUCAGCAGCAUGCAGUUUGUAAUGUUCCAUUGAAGAGGAGGGACUGCUAACUACAAUUUAAAUACAUCUGAUAUCUCAUUUGGAAAGCAUGAAGAAUAACCCAAUAGUCAUUAAAAAAAUGCCAGAAUUGGCUAAAUUGUUACUUUAAAAUUAAUUAUUGGUAUCAGCCCUGAUCUUUACAGUCAGAUAUGGUAAUUUACACCCUGUGACGCUUCAACUUCAAGAAUGUCACCGAGGCCUGACAGGGAGAUAAAGUGACUCCCCUCUCUGCAUCCUCUUCAGAGGCAGCAGGGGAGCUCAGUGCUGUGCGUGUGGAGCUCCCGCUGUGCCGCGCUUCUGCAACAUCAUAACACAAUGUGAAUUCACAGACUUAACUGGGACACCAACAUUACGCUGCCACUGAAUCGCUAUGAAUGUACAAAGAAGUGAUGGCGGCUGAGCUUACAGUCUGAAAAGGGCUAAAUGUUAGAAUGAGAGGGAGAGAAAAAGACUCCACUUGUGGGGAAGAAUUCAUGUAGAAAGUACAUUGAAGGAAAAGUGCAGCAGAUCUAAAGGUUAAAAAUACUUCACUGUGUAAUCCUGAUUAUGGUUGAAAUGUAGGCUGCUCCUUAAAAAAUAUUUCUAAUAUCUCCAUGACAACUUGUCUCUAACAGGUAGAAAUGUGUGAAUCAUGCUCAUUGAAAUGUUUUCAGAAGAAAACCCAAAGACUUCAUUAUCCGUCAUGAAUUACAAAGAAAAGCUGUGAAUCCUCAUUAAGCCUGAAACAGGUUUGACAUUUUUGCUACAAAAACAAAUAAAAAAACGCUUAAUCACUAA
Messenger RNA from Labrus bergylta (ballan wrasse), 3895 nucleotides. RefSeq lists its product as uncharacterized. NCBI's taxonomy places the organism in Eukaryota, Metazoa, Chordata, Actinopteri, Labriformes, Labridae. The record is from RefSeq and is a predicted model, not a curated record.